AUGCGCUUCCGAGCCCAAUUAAAGAAUACUAGCGUAUUCUCCAAAUUAACCGCUUCCCUAUCAUCUCUGGACAAGGAAUGUUGGAUGCGUCUAGAACAGGAAGUCGUGCGCUUCACCAUCAUCCCAGAUUCAGGCACUCAAGUGUGGUCACAGAUCCCAGUUGAAACUAUUUUCGACGAAGAGACCUACUCAUUAGAAGCCAACGGAGAUGGAAUCAACCUGGAAGUGAAUGUCGGCAUACUAAAUCGUGCUCUGCGCUCAACCGUCGGCGCCUCAUCCGCCCAAUUACGUCUAACAAAAAAGGACAAAACACCCUUCCUUGUUUUAACAAUCCGCACAAACGAAUGGGCAGACGGCAAUGUGCCCCUCGCGGCAAACAACCCUGUACAACCGCCGUCCGCAGUAGCAGGCGAACGUCCAGUGGACCAGCGGACUCGCGAACGUGAAACAUGGAUCACACAGGAGAUUCCGAUCAAGAUUCUGCACUCGGAAUCCGUGGAUGAUCUUCACGAGCCGCACUGUCCCGACCCAGACGUGCACAUUAUCUUGCCGGGACUGGCGCAGCUAAAGAAUAUUUCAGACCGAUUUACUAAGAUUGCGAUGUCGGAGGCCAAGGGGAGUCAAAUGGGGACUUUGGGGGCGGAUGCGCCUUCGACGGCCACGACGACGAUUUCGUCGAGUGCGAUGCCGAAGUUGGAGCUCAGCGCUAAUAUGCAUGGGGGGUUGCGUUUAUCCAUUUCUACAGACGAGCUGAAGAUUGCGAGUGCUUGGUCUGGUCUCGUAAAUCCGCCUUUGGAUCCGGCUCAUAUCAGCACUGAUGACUAUUCACAAUUACCGAGUGAGCGGAUGCGGGGGGUGGGCGAGGAUGAUGAGGCGGGGUGGGCGAAAGUGCGCAUUGAUGCAAGGGAUUGGGGCCGAGUAUUGAGUGUUGGGAGAUUAAGCCCUAGGGUUGUGGCUUGUUUUGUUAACGAAACGGCGCUGGUGCUUUAUGUCUACUUGCCCGGUAGCUGGAAUGGCGAAGAUUCUUGUCUGACUUAUUAUCUCUACGGUCUCCCCACCUCACCAGCCCUGAAAUUCGCCGCCUUCAAAUGUUAG
Messenger RNA from Penicillium verhagenii, 1095 nucleotides. RefSeq names its product checkpoint protein HUS1 family protein. The coding region runs from base 1 to 1095 and encodes 364 amino acids. NCBI's taxonomy places the organism in Eukaryota, Fungi, Ascomycota, Eurotiomycetes, Eurotiales, Aspergillaceae. The record is from RefSeq and is a predicted model, not a curated record. The transcript is spliced from 5 exons. Gene Ontology annotation, biological process: double-strand break repair via homologous recombination; telomere maintenance; nucleotide-excision repair. Gene Ontology annotation, cellular component: site of double-strand break; nucleolus; checkpoint clamp complex.